UUGAAAAUGACAAUGAAAUAAUGUUUUGAAUGAAAUAUUUUGGAUCAAAAAGUCAGCAAGCAAACGCAUCCUACAAAACAACGUUGAUGUCGGCCCACAAGUAAAAACUCUUCGUGUUUUAUGGCAGCGAAAAACAAGGAAAUUUAUGCGAAGAAAAACACAAGCCUAUCAUGAUUCUAGGAUAUCUUUUAUGGUAUCUAGUUCUUGACAACUUGUUCUCCUCUGGACAAAAUUAUUUUUUCGACAAGAUAAAGAUUCGUCAAGACCAAACAACAACCGGUGUUAUCAUUGAAGAGAAACCAACCGAAAAUUCGACAGAGUUCGGGAAUUUUUCGUCGAAACGAAUAGAGGAGCUGCAUGAUGGGAGAGUCGAACAAAAUCUGUCUACAUCUGUUAUUAAUAAUGACAACUUGAAUCUUAAUUUGUCAAAAAACGAUGCGGGUGUUCAUGAGAUGGCUGGUGAAUCGAAUCGUACCGUUGUUGAAGAUACAACUCAUAACUACGAAGCAAACAACUUGAAAAAUGUUGAUGGGGACGAAGACUUGGCUUUGAGUACUAUAAACGGUUCAUUAAGAGGGAUUUUUAAAUUGCGAGAUCUGAAUAAUUUUGAUAAAAAGCGGUUGGCAAGUAUUCUAAAGUCGAUGGAAGGAAAAACGUCUUCAGUCGGUACACUUCAUAUGAAAAUCAAAGGAUCGAGCAACGAAACUUUCAAUGACCUUAACUCGCCUUUAAACGACACGAAUAAAGAUGAAAGUUUGGAAACAUUAUAUCCUAAUCCUGACAAAAUUAUUAACCAACUUUCCAAUGAAUUGAAAGAACUUAUAAAAUACCAUAAAGGACAUUACUGGGAUAAGAUGAAACAUCACAUUCAAUUUGCAAGUACUUAUCACACACAUGGUACGAUCUCUCUUCCUUAUGAUGGGAUAGUUGAACCUUUCGAGGCUUGGUACGCUGGGRAAUACAACAUGAGCAGAAUAGACUAUUAUUACGGAAUGGACAAGACAUUUCAGCGUGGUGACCUCCUGGACCACGGAGUCAUGGUCAAAGUCAUUCCUGUUCACUGGGGCAAAGACAAAAAUCUGGACAAGAACACCAUCAGUUGUUGGUAUCGCCCUGGAUUUAGAUGGGCACCUCAACGAGGUCAAAGCGUCAUUCCUAAAAAUCUUAAUAAAUUCAAGUUUGCUGGCGAAGAAUUCCGUAGCGGGAUGCCCACGUUAAAGUACUUGCGAAAGACAACAACAUUCAACAAGAAAAACACUUAUACCUUAUACAUCACUAAAGAGAAGCCACAUCGUCCAUUGCGUUACGUCAUGCAUGGUCGUGACACACUUUUGCAUUCUUCUUACGAUCAUUACGUCAUAGAUUAUCUUACAUUUCACCCGUGGAAGUUCGACUUUGAAGUCAUGAAAAUACCAAAAGGAAACUUUUGUGAGAAAACUUUAAGUAAACAUCGAUCGAAACUUCACUUCAACCCGAUGGCGGAGUUUAUGCAUGAGAAUUUUGAUGAUAUUGACGUAGAGGAACUGUACGAGCAUUACAAGAAGAAACACGGUAAACAGUACCCAGAUGAGAGAGAACACGAGCAGAGAAAAAAUAUAUUCAGACACAAUAUGAGAUAUAUAAGGUCUCACAACAGGGCUGCUCUCAGCUACACCCUUGAUCCCAACGAGCUUGCAGAUGUAACAGACGAAGAGUUCGAAACCUACAAAGGUCUCCUGAUCGACCCCAGCGGAGGAGACGAAAAGCUAAAGAAACAGGCUAUACCAGAAGUACGAUUCAGCAUCCCUCACAAGCCUCUGCCUGGCAAUCUGGACUGGAGAGAAUAUGGAGCUGUCACACCCGCCAAGGCGCAAGGUCACUGCGGGUCUUGCUGGACGUUCUCUGCUAUGGGRCCAAUAGAAGGAGCUUACGCCAUAGAGACAGGUAAACUAGUUGAUUUCUCGGAGCAACAGCUUCUAGACUGCACCUGGGGGUUUGGAAACAACGGAUGCCGCGGUGGAUAUUCGUGGAAGGCUUUGGUUUGGGCAAGAAAGUUUGGCGURACAUCUAGCGAGUCGUACGGUAGAUAUCUAGCACAGGAAGGAUACUGCCACUGUGCACCGAAAAACAACUGCUCAUCAGUCCAGUUUUCUCGGGUAAUGACCACGCCCAAGAACGACGAAGAUGCACUAAGGCGUGGUCUUGCGUGGUAUGGCCCGGCGUCCAUUGCCAUCAAUGUUAACAGAAAAUCGUUCAAAUUCUACAGUUCGGGAGUUUUAGACGAUCCCAAGUGUGGUCCACAUACAAAUCAUGGUGUUGUUAUCGUUGGUUAUGGAAAAGAAAACGGCAAGGAGCACUGGAUUAUAAAGAAUUCCUGGGGGAAAUUCUGGGGCGACGAAGGCUUUAUUAAGAUAUCCCGAAAGGACAAUCAAUGUGGGAUUCUAACAAAUGAACCAAUCUUUAUCAAGUUCAAUUCAACGUCAAAAUUACACGGGAAGGAUUUUCCCUUUCUGAAAAUGGAGAAGGUAUCCUUUGUCGACAUGGAGAAGAAGAUGAAURUAUCGGCGCUGAAAUUAUCGCCUUUUGAUUACAAACGAUCUGAGAUCGAUUUCUGGACGCCACCUGAUUUUAUUAGAGACAAUAAUGAUGAGAAGAAAAAAAAAAYGAUAAAAACMUUUUAAAAUCUUGACCACUAGGGAUAUAAUGCGUUUUUAACAAGAAGAGUAAAUAAGUCGAA
Messenger RNA from Actinia tenebrosa (Australian red waratah sea anemone), 2716 nucleotides. Its product is annotated as counting factor associated protein D. Lineage: Eukaryota; Metazoa; Cnidaria; Anthozoa; Actiniaria; Actiniidae. Gene Ontology annotation, biological process: proteolysis. The record is from RefSeq and is a predicted model, not a curated record. Gene Ontology annotation, molecular function: cysteine-type peptidase activity.